AUGUUUGCUCAAACUCUGAGUUUAAUUGUCGGUAGCGGACCAGCAACGGUGGCGAUGUCUCCUGCCCUUUCUACUCCUGUCUAUGAUCAGCAAGUCUCAUUGACGAGGAACAUAGAAGCUGUGGGAGUACGUUUUCGAUUGCUCUCAUGUGCACUGAAUAUGCUACAAGGAGAAGUCACAGCUUCGAGACCUUCAAACAAUGUGAUUCGACAGCGAAUUUACGCCUCCGCCCUUGAUUAUUUUACACAACCCCCUCAAGGACCGACCCAAAGCACCGCCCAGUUGAAAGCCGACAUCAAAUUGUUGAUCUCAUUCUGGCAAGUCCUAUACGCUGAUGGAAAGUACAUCAAGAAAGAAAUUUUUCUUUCGCGAGAUAACGAAGUAGGAGUCGCUGCAAACCUCAACCAGUUGGAGCCAUAUGGAGAUCAAAUGCAAAGUUCUUCGAGAUCUGGCACACAAACUUGGCAUACAGCCGCAUCAAACAGCACUUACUACGUGAAUACCCUCACAUUGUCGAAAAAUGCUCUAACAUCUUCUACACGAGGAAGUAAGUGUUGAAU
Cylicostephanus goldi is the source of this 560-nucleotide messenger RNA. Lineage: Eukaryota; Metazoa; Nematoda; Chromadorea; Rhabditida; Strongylidae. The record is from the annotation of a GenBank genome assembly.